GUAAGUGGCUACUUAGUAAGAAAACAAAGACAGGCGUCUCUUAUUCUACAGCUGCGGGGGUUUGACGAUGGAGCAUCUGUACUGCGGAUGCAAAAGGAAAUCAGCAAUCCUUCUCUGUUACUGACAUCUUCUGAAGCAGCUCGUUUUGGAGGCGCUGGAUUUCUUUACUUCGCGCGCAUUUUCUACAGGAAUCAUUAAGAUCCACAGGUCUUUAGAUUCACGAGCAUCGCCAUGGAACAGCAGCGUCCGCUUCUAGCUUAAGCCGUUUACGGAUGUUUGUAUCUCGGAAGACUCAAUCUGAGACGCCGCCCUGUUAUUACAGCUCCCAGCAUGGCAACUCACAUGAGGCUUGUGUUGCAUUUGUUAUUGCUGUUCCUAUUUGCUGUGCAGGAGGUCCGGCUGGUGUGUGUGGAUGUGCCAUCCAACUCAGAGGCCAUUGUAGGGCAUGCUAUGAAGUUAACCUGCAUCUACUGCAUGAAACGAGAGGAGAUCUCUGCUGUGACCAAAGUGGAUUGGUACUACAUCAGUCCUGAUAAAGAACUAAUGCUGAUCUAUCAGUAUGACGGUCAGCCGCAGGAGCCCAAGGACGUAAAAAUGCAGUGGAAGGGCCGCCUGAUGUGGAACGGCAGCAAGGACCUGCAGGACCUCUCCAUUAGUAUCAAAAACGUUACUUUAAAUGACACUGGCACAUACAAUUGUGAGGUGUCCCGCUCAUUUGAAUUCGAUUCAUUCAAGCAUUCUGUCACCAAGACAACCACAAUCGAUCUGGAGGUGAAAACGGAAGCGAGUCAAGACAUCGCAGCGCUGUACUCUGAGAUAAUGAUGUAUGUGCUCUUGGUGUUCCUCACAUUCUGGUUGCUGGUGGAGAUGAUCUACUGCUAUAGGAAGAUCUCCAGAUCUGACGAACAGGCACAGGACUCUGCGACAGACUACUUAGCCAUUCCCUCUGAAAAUAAAGAAAACCCGGGCCCUGCUGUAACGGAAUAAAAGUCUUUCACCAUUACGGUACUGACCGGUCUUUAUAGAAACCGGUUUAAAAUGGAGAACAGGCACUGAUAUCGUUCUAACACGCUGAAAGCUGCUUUGAGAAACCAGGAGACCUGCCAGAUCAAAUCCCUCUCGUCUUGAUAAUGUGAUGUGUGGAACAAACUCUUGACUGGUCCAUUAUCUCCCACUGUCUCAGUGGAGCUCAGCCGUAACUCGCAUCUAAUCUCAGACUCAUGAAGAUCUGUAUGUGUCUGUGUCUAUCCUCAACUUUUGCCUUAGUAGAGACACGAAUACAGCAGCCCAGAGCUGAAGAGCUAUCAUACUGCCUAUACGCGCACUUUUCUUAAACAGACGUCAAUCAUUAUUGUCAGAAUGCCCAUGUGAGCCUUUCCCUCUUUGGUAUACGCUGCUCUUAACUCUUUUGAUAGAAAUAGAUGUAAAUAAGUCUGGAUUCCAAUUAGACUUGGUUUUUAUUGUAGUGUUUUCUAUUUGCAUUGUAGUAUUUUUUUUAUUUUUUUUAUAGUGUUUUAUUUAAGAAAAGAACUUUAGAGUCACACAGAUUUGCCACUUUGCGAUCAAUAAUAAGUGAAACUGUGGCAGGUAAACAACAGUAAUGAGGACAUACUGUGUACAGCAGUGAAAGCUCUUUGUGUGACUGAACACAUGCCGUCAUCUGCGUUUACAUUGGUUAUUGCAGACAUUCUUGCAGCACUGAAGUUUACGGGUUUUAAGGGGAUUCAGAUUUAACUAUCAGUGUCAUUACAUUAUUCCACUGAAUGCCUUGUCAACAACGGCAGUUUGUACUGAAGUCACAUUGCAACCUUUUGCUAUUGUUCAGUGGUGUUCAGCAGCAGUGAUGGGAUAUACAGUAACAGUAUAUACCGUACCUUGAACAUUUGCUUUAUAAUUCCACAGACUCAUUUCAGAUUGACUGUUGACAGCUAAGAAGUGACAAAAUCUAUUCAGCUGUUAAAAUAACACUAUGUGUUUGUAUUUCCUUUUCUCCACUGUUGCUGUUAUGAAUAUAUAGAUUAGUAUUUUAAAGUUUUGUUAUUUCCAGUGGUGCAGGCUUGACUCUCUUUUAACUUUGCAUUGUUUUAUAUAGGUAAUUUACCGCCGCACAAACACUGCACUUGCUCUACCCUGUUAUAAUGGAGCUUCUCAUCACUUGUCAAAGCUUGUCAUGUCUAUUAAACCAGGCAAUGCAUUUAAAAACACAUGUCUGAAUGCUUAUUAUUUAGAGACAUUCUCUGCCAGCCUUAACCCAUGGCAUAUGGGUGCUAAAAUAUAUUUAUUUUAAAUGAAAACUCUU
Molecule: messenger RNA, 2299 nt
Organism: Pimephales promelas (fathead minnow)
Lineage: Eukaryota; Metazoa; Chordata; Actinopteri; Cypriniformes; Leuciscidae
Gene: scn3b
Product: sodium channel, voltage-gated, type III, beta
Biological process (GO): regulation of heart rate by cardiac conduction; sodium ion transport; ventricular cardiac muscle cell action potential
Cellular component (GO): voltage-gated sodium channel complex
Molecular function (GO): transmembrane transporter binding; sodium channel inhibitor activity
Source: RefSeq, a predicted model, not a curated record